Coregonus sp. 'balchen' is the source of this 11668-nucleotide messenger RNA. Lineage: Eukaryota; Metazoa; Chordata; Actinopteri; Salmoniformes; Salmonidae. The record is from the annotation of a GenBank genome assembly.
GGACCGAAUUUGAGAGGUCGGUAUCGGAAUAGUCAGCCUGGUUGCAGCCAGCAGGCUAUAUGUAGACAGCAGUGGGUUUAAUCCACCCAGACAUGCAUAGGGUGAGUUUCUUAAACGUAACCUUCUAUAUAUUUGUUUCUUCCUUUUUUUUUUAAAUUCACUCUAAUUUGAACAUAUGGAUAUUUAAUGUUGAGAAUGUUUAUGCAACAACUAAAUAGCUUAAUAAUUGCCUCAGGCGAAAAUAAAACAACAAGACUAUUAUGCAUGCUAUAGUAUCCAUAAUACGGUCAUCUUUACGAGGUGCGAGGGUAUUAACAGGCCGGUUGAUUUCAAUGACACAUUAUGAAAGCCUGUUGAGAAUAAUUUUCAUUUGACAUUAUUGCUGCCAAGCAACUUUGUUGUCACAGAGGUGACCGAAUGUUAAAUCUCUUUAAGACGUGAGGAUUCACCGCCUGUCAUCGUGGUUGUGACAAAGCGAUGGAGCACGCCGAAGAAGACGAGCUCGAGACCCGAUUUAAUGCCGCAGUGCGAGUGAUACGGAGUUUACCCGAAGAUGGUAGGCUGAUUAUCCACUAAUAACUACACUUGCCUAUACAUCAAAUCAGCCACUGAACUGUGGGCCAUGGCCUGCGACUGAGUAGCCUAUUUAGCAGUAAGCCUAGCUUGUGCAGCAUAUGUCUGAAUAAGCACCAUUAGGGCUCACACUGUUGCCACCGUUUUAAUUUGGUACCUGUUUGGUAGUGGUGAUUGGCUUAUAUUCUCUGUGUCUUAGAUUUAGCUUUAGGUUGGCUCAGAAGGCACACUGUAAGAAGUUCUGCUGUUCUUAAAGAAUAUAACUGCCUUAUCAGUUUAAACUGUUUUACUGUUCGAUACAGUUGCAUUAGGCUACUCAUCCAUUGUUUAUGUUUUUGUUGUCGUAUGACUGAGUCUUUGUAAACAAACAGCCAAUAUCAUGCCAAUCUCAUGGACUGUCAGUCCUUGCGUAGCGCUGUAGGCAGGGUAACUGAUAGGCUGUUGAAAUGACAGGUUGUGUCUUUAGAGCUGAAGAUGGGCAGCUUCAAACAUUAAAGCAUUACAUUUAAAAGAGAAGUCUAUUUAUACCUUCUGAGGACACACAUUUGUUUUGUCAGUUGCAGUGAGCUCAUGGUAAUUGCUGCAAGUUGAGGGACCAUCGGCUGCAAUGUAACAAUAAUUCAAAGUAUCAUGUCAAUCAUCAAACUUCCUGACUCAUCCUCUUUGUUCCCCCUCCUAUCCUUAUUUGCUCUCCUAUAGGUCCAUACCAGCCGGCGGAUGGCAUGAUGCUCAUGUUUUAUAGUUACUACAAGCAGGCUAUGUUAGGGCCUUGUAACAUUCCAAGACCUACAGGAUACUGGGACACUGCAGGCAAAGCCAAGUGGUAAAUUAUGUUUAAGGACUGGGUCGUGUUCAUUAGCGCACACUAUAGCAAAACAUUUUGCAAUAGAAAAACGAAAAUGAGUGUUUCUUAUUGGACGUGUCCAGAUAGGUAUAGAACCUCCCCGCUUCACUCCAUUUUGGAUCACUUUCUUCCAUUUUGUGCCUACUGAACACGACCCUGGUGAAGGGUGUUGUCCUAGCAAUAGGUUAUCAAAUCAGAUGAAAGACAAUUUACCAUAUGUUAGAAAAAGAAAAAUACUGCAUGCCUUCAGUAAAACGCAAACGUUGACGACCUACUCAGACACAUACGAGAUAUACCAGCAUACAGCAUGAGCACUUCUGAAAGCGCUGCUCAGGGAAGCAACCCUUUGAAAUGUUGAUAAGACGGCAGAAGAAUGGCACAGCGAGGCAAAGACAAAAUGAAAAGUCUAAAAAUGGGUUGGUGUUUUUGCCUCAAGGUGAAAGUUUUCGUGAUAAAGGAAUAUUACUGAAUCAUUUGAACUGGGAUAUUACGUAAGCCACAAAGCACAAUAACCAUAGUUAUAUUAUAUUGCAAGGAAUAUUUGUCAUGCAAUCAAUCUACCCAUGGUAAAAUGUGUAAUAUACCAUACUACCAUCUUAUUGCUGCAGAAUAACACAUUUAUUAGCCACAAAAAUUCAUAGCAACUAUUAAAACCUAUGUUCAUUAUUUGUGCUGUAUGAUCAGACCAAAUUCUGAGAGAUUUAAUUUCAAAUAUCUGAUACUGUGUUUACACUAGUUCCCAGAGCUCUUCCUGGUUAUGUCAUGUGUUCAAGAAAAACUCAAGGCCCUAUGUACUGCAUAUCUUGCAUGGAUCCAUGGAUUCAUAAUGAAAUCCCAACUCUGAAAAAAGUAUGUUGUUAGUCUGUCUCAAAAUCAUUGAGGUUUAUGCAGCAUUUCUUUUGUCACCCGAGUUCAUAUGAGACCCAAACAUUGUUUGUUGCCAGGGACGCAUGGAACUCACUGGGGAAUAUGUCAAAGGAGGAAGCCAUGCAAGCUUACCUCAAUGACAUUCAGCUGGUAAGCAUUUUUACUAUGUCAUUUUGAAUAAAUAAAAGAAGAGGAAGCAACUGCAAUCACGUAUUAUUGUUUUACCCUCCAGGCAGAUUAAUUUCUGUUUCAUUAAAUUGCUGAAACCACAUUUAUUCUUUAUUGAAACACCAAUAUAUUAACAAUCAAAUUGCCUCUUUCUGGAAGAUUCUGGAGACUCUUCCAGUCACAGAGGAGGUGUCUGAUCUGCUGGAGGCUCUUGGGGGGUAUUUCUUCGAGGAAGUGGAGGGAGGAGUGGAGGAAGAGGAAGAGGAGGCCAAGAGGACCUACAACAGGCCUUUCGCAGCAGCUGCAGGUGCCUGGUCAAAAUGGAUGCUGUUUUGAGCACUGCAGAACUACACACCUCAGUUUCACUGAACACAACAACACAAUACCCCCCAACACAUCUAGGAGUACAAGUGUUCAAUGAUUUAUGUGUUUAUUGAUUAUUAAUUAACCACUCUCAUAGUCUAUAAAUAGUCACUAAAGAGUCCAUAAAUUCACACAGAAGGAGAUUGUUUCACCUCAAAUAAUGGAGGGUUUAGCUCUGAGGAAGAUGUUAACCUUUCCUUGCUAUUAGCAGAGAAGGCCUUUGGAUGAAUAUUUCAUAGUCGCCUUUUUGUCUUUUUGCUCAGUGGAAAUGCAGAUGCUAAAGGGGUAUAUCCACAAACCAAAGAUGGAAGGCAAGUGUUUGUGUGGUAGCGUUGGUCCUAGACGCUGAACUCCAUUCGCCAAGGGUCCACAGUGAACUCAUGUCAGUCAUCCUCACCUUGUAAUCAGCAACCAGUUCUGAUGAAGGAAGAGAGAUUGAUGAGUGGACUGUUGUCUAUGGCGACAAUUAAAGGGAUAGUUAUCCAUUUACCUCAUAUUAUGUAAAAACUAGAAAGUAGUCUAUGGACCCAAGAAUUGGUGAUAUAGGAUAUGAGUUUGUCUACUUACAGUAGCUAUAGUUUAGCAUUAGCGUCAUUGAUUGCAUGGUGCAAGCAGGACUCCUGUUAGCCUGCGCUAAACAGCAAACCUAAAGGUAUCCAUACGUUUACUUCAAUUUGACAUUUUGGUGAACUGUCCCUUUAAGGAAAUAUGUGCAAAUAUGUUUGACGGCUGGAUGAGUAGAGAAGCUCUUCUGUUGUGUUUUGUGGCGUGGUUGAUUGAUUGAUUGUUUUAUCUUUGAAAGUGUCUGGUAUUGUCUCAAUAGUAGAAAAGUCUGUUGCUAAUGAAUAGCAGCCUAUUUGUGUUAGCUGUGUAGUUGUGCUGCUUUGUGAAUCGUGGCAUAGACUGCUAAAUGUUGUGGCAAUGUAGAUGCAGUUGGUGUUAUCUAGUGUAGCUCAUUAUAAUUAUAACGAGUUUAUAAUAAGGUGUCUUAUACGUUUUAUUGCACUGCUCAGGCUUUGGGAGUCUGGAAAUCUGGAAGGAUAUUCAAACCAAAGUCCCAGAAAGCAAAAUAAAUGGCAUGAAUAUGACUGGCAAGGAGGAAUGCAAGGAGGAAAGUAAAUGCACUGAUUUGGAGGAGGAGGAAGAGGAGGAGGAGGAGGAGGAGGAGGAAGAUGAGGAUGAGGAGGAGAAAGUGGACAGUGAUGAGGAGGAGGAGAAGGAGGUGGAGAAAGUGGACAGUGAUGAGGAAGAAGAUGCAGAUGAUGAAGAGGAGGAGGAGAGAGGUACCACGAAUAGUACAUAUCCAAUUUUGAGCUGUUUCUCUAUACGACAAUUUAAUUAUGAAUACUAUGUAGCAUAACGUAUUAGCAAGCCAAACAUGGUUAUACUUAUGACAGUGCUAUAACUAUGGGUAGCUAUAAAGCAGUUCAAGCGAAAGCUGAGGACUGAAUUUUACAUGGUUUUGUAUGUUACCACAAAAGAGACUUCAUUACUUUUAUUUCAGAGAUAAAACGUCCCUGGACCGUGGUUAUAUCAGUUUGUCACAAUUCAUACCAUAACUGCUCUAUAUCACUAUGAAACAUAGGACUGGGAGGACCAUUGUUAUGUCAAUGCUGUGUCAUGUCAGGUUUAUAACUAUAAUAUCCUUACUAACAUGCCACUAAUUGAUUGCUUCAUUUUAAGUAGUAUGCUAGUGUGGAUAUUGAAACAGAGCUUAUGUCAUACUGUCCGUUAGAGAGGAAGGCCCCAGGCCCUGACAUGAGUCUGCUCAGGGUGAAGGACCGCAGGUGGAGGUCAGAGGUCAGCUCGUCCAACGGCACUGUGGAGCCCAGCGUCUCCUCCAUGACCAACGGGACACACAGCUCCCUCGACAGUGAGGUGGAGGAGGAGGAACUGGCCUACUCAGAAGAGCCCCUACCGGAGAACCGCUACAGGCAUCUGAACAGACACCUCAGUGGUAAGGACCGCCACCAUAAACACCUCCAGUAGCUGGGUUAGUAGGACCCAACAGUAGGUACUGUAUUUGAGAGCACCUGUAAGAUAGACAGAAGGAGGGAUGUGGCAGUCAUGACAUUUUGUCAGCCGGUAAUUGUCAUGCAAAUAACUGCCGGUCUCACGGUAAUUGACCGUUAAUUAACAUAAACACAUUUAGCAUCUCAUGGCUUCCACACAUAGCCUACAAGCCACUGAUGCAGACCUUUGGAACAUCUACAUUUAAAAAAGUCUAAUAAAUACAUUUAAUAUAGCCUACACAUCACCAAAAAUGUAUUAUUUAAUUUAGACAGGUUUAAAGAAACAUGAUAUGAAGAAAAUGUAGCCUAUUUCAGAAGAACUGAUCUGGCUAUGCCAUAUGGCUGUGAGCUACACUAGUUAAUUUAGCAGACAAGAUUUGCUUAGAAUUCCGUGGCAUUAUUUUUAUAUUAUUUUAUAGUAUGAAGAAUACAAUUGAACAUAGCUGAAUGAUAAAUAAAAUACAUUUCCCCAAACUAUUUCUGAGUGCGCACAUGCAGAGUAGGCUGCCCUGUAAUUUGUCGUAUAAAAAAAUAUUCUGCUAAUGUCUCCAGGAAUAUAAAGUGUAGUAGAAUUGCAUGAAAUGUGUUUAGACCACAUUUUUCCCAUGCAAAGAAAGAAGAAACGUAUCUGAUAUAGCCUAGGUCUACUCUAUACACACUCAGCCAUGCAUUCAACUCUUUUUUGCGAACAGUGAUUGAGUUAUAUUAUUAGCCUAAAUUAUGACUAUCCAAUCAACUCAUCACAUUACGAAUAGUAGUCUUUCUUACAUAAGUCUGCAAAUGUGAUGACGCAUGGAGUGCUUUUACUAUAAAGGUGCAUUUUUAUGGUGAAAAUGAGCUUCCCCAUACUUUAAACGUGCUUUCCGCCUAUGUAUUCCAGGUAGGCUACACCAGUUGUAAAGCAGAUUAAUGUGCUUAAUGUUAAGAAUUUAGCGAUAAAUAUAGCAGCACGAGAAAGCUGGGAUCCUCUUUUCUUAAAUAGUGGCCUUUCAAAAUUCUGUUUUCACACGCGAUUGCAUAGCCUAUAUAAUUGUUGCAACAUGAGGUCAUGGGCUCUCAUAAAGUGUUUGAUUUUCAGUUGCAUUUGCAUUGAUGUCAGAGUGAUUAGAGGGACAAUAGAGCGCAGAGUGCCAGGCCAUUAGUGACUGGCCCUUAGCAAGUUUGGCAGGCUACUAAUAACCAUCAGCGGCAUCAGAGCGCAGUUUUGGGUAAGCAGUUUUGGGUAAGCAGUUUUGGGUAAGCAGUUUUGGGUAAGCAGUUUUGGGUAAGCCUAGUUACCAUGACCGCUGGUGUGGCGGUAAUACGGUCACCGUAACAGCGCUAGACUGAACCGGCAUAUGAACGGACACCUCAGACCCGCCACCAUAAACACCUCCAGUAGCUGGUUUAGUAGGACCCUUUCUGUAGGUAUUUAAGAGCCCCAGUUCUGAGAGACGGUACAGGCAUAUUAACAGAUGUCUCAGCGGUAAGAUGGAGUCAGCUGGAGUUUGGAUUACCUGACCUAUGACCUACCAUAGCCGUGGGAAGUAGUGGUGCUGAGGGGGCUGCAGUACCCCCUGAUAAAACAUUUUGGUCAAUAAUCUGGCAAUGAUGUGGUGUGCUUCGUCCCCUCCGCACAGAGCGUCUUCGAGCCAACGACUCGGACAACGAGGAAUUCUGUGACUCAAUGGAACAUUUAGCCAUGGACGAGGUAAGGCGUUAAGAAACGUUAUGUGCUUGCUCCAGCAAAUUAGAACUCGCUCCCGCCCAUCUAUUCAUUGGGUUGGUUCGUUUUGGGUUAUGACAAUGCAAAAGGAGCGCUCCCAUGAUUUUGAUUGGUUGUCUUCACAGGAAUCGGGAGUACCGAGGGCACACUCCUCCGAGACAAGGGCAAGUCAAGUUAAGAGGAGGAGUCUUCAGGGAGAGACCCUGGAUGAGGACCUGAGUCUCCAGGAAGACGCCCCUCACAGGGAGGGGCUUCAUACAGAACGACGGGACAGUUGCUGGUCAAUGAGUGGAAUAGGUGGGUCUGUAUGGUCUUACUGUUUAAAAGAAAUCAUGAUAAAAGUAUAAUCGGUGGCAUUUGAUCCCUUGAUUGACUUGAAACCUUUUUCCUGUGCUUCUGGGCUUUUAUUCAUAAAGCGUCUCAGAGUGGUAGUGCUAGGAUCCACCCAGUCCAUUCAUUAUAAUCUAAAAGGCCAUACUGAUCCUAGAUCAGCACUUCUACUCUGAGACGUGGUGAUGUCUUGUGACUACAGGCCUCGAAGUCCAUAGAGUAAUGCUUGCUCACUGCCCAUUGUUUGUGGUAUAGGUUCCAGGUCAUCGGGGCGAGGUUCCGGGUCACAGCUUUUUACCAAUGGAAAUGCAGCAGAGGGCUGGGUUAUGCAGAACAGGACUGAGGCUGUUGCCAGCGGUAACCUUAAUGAGCACAUCGCCAUGGCGCUGACCAGGCUGCAGGAGGACAUGGCUAACGUGCUUCAGAGGCUGAACACUCUGGAGGCCCUGACCACAUUACAGGUGAGACCACGGUCUGAAAACCAGAGAGAUAAAACAGUACUUUUUUUAUGAUAUUUUUUCAAAGAUAAAACUGUAUCACAGUACAGUCAAAAAUUCGAUCUGAAUCACAAGUCUACAUUUUGUGUCUGUUCAUUUUCAGACUAGAUCGCUUUCUCAGGCUAGACAAGAUGACUCCUUAUCCCUAGCAAGAAAGGUAUGUGCCUCUAUCUAACUAUACUGAACAAAAAUAUAAAUGCAACAUGCAACAAUUUAAACGAUUUUACUGAGGUACAGUUCAUAUAAGGAAAUCAGUCAAUUGAAAUAAAUUCAUUAGGCCCUAAUCUAUGGAUUUCACAUGACUGGGCAGGGGCGCAGCCAUGGGUGGGCCUGGGAGGGCAUAGGCCCACCCACUGUGGAGCCAGGCCCAGCCAAUCAGAAUUAGUUUUUCACUUUUUCAUCACAUGACUAUUGGUUGGUGGCCUGGUGGUUGGGAGCUUGGGCCGGUGGCCGAUAGGUCCCUGGUUCGGGUCCCCGAUUUGACUUGGUGGGAGAUCUGUCGAUGUGCCCUUGGGCGGGUUGCUUGACCCUGGUUGCUCCUGUGGGUCGCUCUGGAUGGGAAUGUCUGCUAGAUGACUGAAUGUGAUGUAAAUGUUGAGCGGCUUCACUGCAGGUAGAUUGUAUGUUUUAAUAUACAAUAAAAUACAGAUAUCCAUCUGUUGGUCACAGAUACCUUUAAAAAAAAAUGGGCCUCAAAAUGGACUUCAGGAUCUCGUCACGGUAUCUCUGUACAUUCAAAUUGGCAUCGAUAAAAUGCAAUUGUGUUCGUUUUCCGUAGCUUAUGCCUGCCCAUACCAUAACCCCACUGCCACCAUGGGGCACUCUGUUCACAACAAUGACAUCAGCAAACCGCUUGCCCACACGACGCAAAACACGUGGUCUGCGGUUGUGAGGCCUGUUGGACGUACUGCCAAAUUCUCUAAAACAACGUUGGAGGCAGCUUAUGGUAGAGAAAUUAACAUUCAAUUGUCUGGCAACAGCUCUGUUGGACAUUCCUGCCGUCAGCAUGCCAAUUGCACGGUCCCCAAAAAUAUGAGACAUCUAUGGCAUUGUGUUGGGUGACAAAACUGCACAUUUUAGCAGAUGCUCUUAUCCAGAGCAUUUUUUAAAUUUAUUUUUUCAUACUGGCCCCCCGUGGGAAUCGAACCCACAACCCUGGCGUUGCAAGCGCCAUGCUCUACCAACUGCGCUACACAGGGCCCACACGGGUAAUGACCAUGCUGUUUAAUCAGCUUCUCUAUAUGCCACACCUGUCAGGUGGAUGGAUUAUCUUGGCAAAGGAGAAAUGCUCACUAACAGGAAUGUAAACAAAUUUGUGGACAAAAUUUGAGAGAAAUAAGCUUUUUGUGUGUAUGGAACAUUUCUGGGAUCUUUCAUUUCAGCUCAUGAAACAUGGGACCAUCACUUUACAUGUUGCGUUUAUAUUUUUGUUCACUGUAUUAAUUCUUAAAAGUCUAAGCUGACAUAUGGAAUUGUUUUAAGAUUGUCAUACCAUGAAUAAUUUAGCUAUUUCAUUUUACGACCCCUUUAGGUAUAAAGAAUAUAUACACUACCGGUCAAAAGUUUUAGAACACCUACUCAUUCAAGGGUUUUUCUUUAUUUUUACCAUUUUCUACAUUGUAGAAUAAUAGUGAAGACAUCAAAACUAUGAAAUAACACAUAUGGAAUCAUGUAGUAACCAAAAAAGUGUUAAACAAAUCAAAAAAUAAUUGAGAUUUGAGAUUCUUCAAAUAGCCACCCUUUGCCUUGAUGACAGCUUUGCACACUCUUGUUAUUCUCUCAACCAGUUUCACCUGGAAUGCUUUUCCAACAGUCUUGACGGAGUUCCCACAUAUGCUGAACACUUGUUGGCUGCUUUUCCUUCACUCUGCGGUCCGACUCAUCCCAAACCAUCUCAAUUUGGUUGAGGUCGGGGGAUUGUGGAGGCCAGGUCAUCUGAUGCAGCACUCCAUCACUCUCCUUCUUGGUAAAAUAGCCCUUACACAGCCUGGAGGUGUGUUGGGUCAUUGUCCUGUUGAAAAACAAAUGAUAGUCCCACUAAGCCCAAACCAGAUGGAAUGGCAUAUCGCUGCAGAAUGCUGUGGUAGCCAUGCUGGUUAAGUGUGCCUUGAAUUCUAAAUAAAUCACAGACAGUGUCACCAGCAAAGCACCCCCACACCAUAACACCUCCUCCUCCAUGCUUUAUGGUUGGAAAUACACAUUCAGAGAUCAUCCGUUCACCCACACCGUGUCUCACAAAGACACGGCGGUUGGAACCAAAAAUCUCCAAUUUGGACUCCAGACCAAAGGACAAAUUUCCACCGGUCUAAUGUCCAUUGUUCGUGUUUCUUGGCCCAAGCAAGUCUCUUCUUCUUAUUGGUGUCCUUUAGUAGUGGUUUCCUUGCAGCAAUUUGACCAUGAAGGCCUGAUUCACGUAGUCUCCUCUGAACAGUUGAUGUUGAGAUGUGUCUGUUACUUGAACUCUGUGAAGCAUUUAUUUGGGCUGCAAUUUCUGAGGCUGGUAACUCUAAUGAACUUAUCCUCUGCAGCAGAUGUAACUCUGGGUCUUCUAUUCCUGUGGCGGUCCUCAUGAGAGCCAGUUUCAUCAUAGUGCUUGAUGGUUUUUGCGACUGCGCUUUAAGAAACGUUCAAAGUUCUUGAAAUGUUCCGUAUUGACUGACCUUCAUGUCUUAAAGUAAUGAUGGACUGUUGUUUCUCUUUACUUAUUUGCGCUGUUCUUGCCAUAAUAUGGACUUGGUCUUUUACCAAAUACGGCUAUCUUCUGUAUACCCCCCUACCUUGUCACAACACAACUGAUUGGCUCUAACGCAUUAAGAAGGAAAGAAAUUCCACAAAUUAACUUUUAAGAAGGCACACCUGUUAAUUGUAAUGCAUUCCAGGUGACUACCUCAAGAAGCUGAUUGAGAGAAUGCCAAGAGUGUGCAAAGCUGUCAUCAAAGCAAAGGGUGGCUAUUUGAAGAAUCUCAAAUAUAAAUAUAUAUUUUGAUUUGUUUUAACACUUUUUUGGUUACUACAUGAUUCCAUAUGUGUUAUUUCAUAGUUUUGUCUAUUCACUAUUAUUCUACAAUGUAGAAAAUAGUAAAAAAUUAAGAAAACCCCUUGAAUGAGUAGGUGUUCUAAAACUUUGGACCGGUAGUGUAUAAAAAAAGUAUUUAAUAAAAUAUUGAAUUUGGCCUUUACUACUAUAGCCCAUAGAAACGCAUUGAAUAACACAUUCAUAAAUGGCAAAAAAAACUGUCCAAAAAUAAAGCAUAAGGAAGAAGGUUUUGAAUCUUCUGUCUAACUAUUAAAUAAUCGUAAAAAAAAAAAAAAACAGGAUUCACAAUGCCAGGAAUCAUACUGCAUUCACAAUGUCAGAAUCAUACUGUAUUCACAAUGCCAGAAUCAUACAGUUUUUUCCCCAUUGAAUAUCUUAAAACGUCUACACAUGUAAGAAGAGAGGUUUAACAUUUAUUUUGUAUACUCUUUAAUGUCAGCAGCAGAUGAGAGAAAUGAGAAGUUGUCUUUUUGGUUUUCCAGAGUCCUUCGUGGUGGCCUUUUCACCUGUCUCCUACCACUGUGGCGUUUACUACUGUCUGGCCUUUGAUUUCUCAUUGGCUGGUUCAGAUUUACCUGCUACGAAAGAGGAAGUGAGUGUACUGUGUGUUCUAUACUGUAUGUCAUCAGUGCCCUGUGAAUCAGAGCCAUGUAUAAAUAUAUAGAAAAUAUCUCUGUAUAUGCCUCAGUUGUAAAUGUGCUUAUAUCGUCAACUGUUGACGUCAGUGUUCUAUCUAUGCCAUAGGUGUCCUAACCUUGUGCAGAAUAUGUGCACCUUUAGGUUAGGGGACGUCUACUUUAUAUGUUGUCAGUUACCAGUUUGUCACAUUGAAUCAAUACAAAUCAGCUCAUUAUUAUAAUAAUGUGUUGUUCAACGUUUCUCUUUUCAGAAAGAUAAGCUGAGGAUCGAGUGGGUUAUCCAAACAAGCCAGACUCUUAAGAGAAUUUGCUCUACUUUUGCACAGGAGUUAUACUUUUCAUUUAAAUUCUCUACAUGCCACUGUUUGGCACUGUACAACAACUGUACUUGUGCAAGAGAGAGGUGAUUUGUAAUACAUAAUUCAUAAUUUAUUUUUUAUUUAAACAUUGUCUGGAUUUAUGGGCACAAUAGAAUGUUUGCUUACCACGUGACAUUUUUUAAAUAUUAUUUUGGUACCCCACUAAUGCCAUACAAUAUUGUAACUUCAUGGACCAGUUUCCCUGAUUCCUAUUGGAAUAAAAAGCACUUUCAAUGCUUUCAAUGAGGAUUCUCCAUUGAACAUGUGUUUUUAGU